Papaver somniferum (opium poppy) is the source of this 2673-nucleotide messenger RNA. RefSeq lists its product as uncharacterized. Gene Ontology annotation, molecular function: nucleic acid binding; zinc ion binding. The transcript is spliced from 7 exons. Lineage: Eukaryota; Viridiplantae; Streptophyta; Magnoliopsida; Ranunculales; Papaveraceae. Bases 1 to 2673 code for a protein of 890 amino acids. The record is from RefSeq and is a predicted model, not a curated record.
AUGGCUAGCACCGCUACUCAAGAGGAUUUUGACGCUGCCAUCACCAAGCUUACCACUCUUAUUACUGCAAGUACUAACUAUAGUAAUACUACUAAUGCUAGUAAUACUACUAAUGCUAGUAUAACUACAAUUAAUACAAAUAUUGCUACGGUUUCAGAUAACCUAACAAAGCUUGAGAAAACUUGCUUUACUCAGUAUGAAAGUUCUGAAAAGAAAUUUGAAGAUAUUCAUCUGAUUCUCGACAAGUUUGUAACUACUCUUAAGAUUGAAGAUGAAGAAACCUUAAAGCUACUGGCUGAAGCUAAGAAACCUUCAUCAUCAAAGAAGAAUUUGCUUGUUCACAACGAUGAUAUUCCUGAUGAAAUCAUUGAAGAUGAAGAUAUUCAAGAAGAACAUCAAGAAAAAAUUUGGACUGAAGAUAAAAGGCUUAAGUCUUCACAAAACCCUUACAGUUCUUUGCCUGAAUACAAAUUAAAGGCUGAUAUUCCUAGUUUUAAUGGUAGUUUCAGAAUUGAAGAGCUUUUAGAUUGGUUUUAUGAAGUUGAAGCUUUCUUUCAAUUUAUGGAGAUUCCAGAUCAUUCUAAAGUUCGACUUGUUGCAUAUAAACUUAAAGGAGGUGAUGUUGCUUGGUGGGAGAGAUUAUGUGAUGACAGAAUUAACACUUCCAAGCCUCCUAUUCAAGAGAAACUAGUAGCAAGAUUUGUGGAGGGUUUGAAUACUUUGAUUCAAAAAGGAAUGGUUCAGUCAGUAUUCACCAUGGUUGAAGCUAUUCAACAGGCGAUUAAAAUUGAACGUCGACUUCUUCGUUCAACUAAGAUCUCCCAACCUAGACAAAGUCGUUACCAAGGUAAUUACAUACCUAAUACUUCAUCUCCAAAUUUUUAUCAAGAAGCUACUCCAAUGUAUUAUUCAAAGUCUUCGUAUCAAGAUGAUAGUAGUCAUGCUUAUCGUAAACAAGCCUCUACUACUCCUUACACGCCUCCUCCUUUGAAUACUGCACCUAUUUUACCAACUCCAAUGGAGAUUCAAGCUGUUCAACAGACUCAAGUUCAACAAAAUCGAGCUGCUGCUACUUCUGGAAAUCGUUUUCCUAGCAGAAAUCAACAACAAUUUCCACCACAACAACAAAGUAAUAAUUCUUAUGCCAAGUUUCUAGGAGACAAGUGCAAUAAAUGUCUACAACCUGGACACACGUCUAGUGAAUGUCGAAAAAUUAAUGCUUUUAUUGGAGAUACUCAGUUCAUUAAUGAAGUCAAUGCUGAUUUUAAUGAACCCGAAGAAGAAGAUUCACCUGAAACUCAAGAUGAAGACGAAUUUGUUGUGCAUCCUCAUCCAGCACCUUACUCUGUAGGAUGGGUUAAUAAAUCAACUACUCAAGAUAUUACUCACCAAUGUUAUGUCACUUUCAAGUUUGAAGAUAUUCGGGAAUUUUGUGAAGACAAAACAAGUGAUAUUGUAGCUACUAUUGUUCGUUCUCUACAACAAAAGCAUUCUUUGAACUCCCAUGAAGAAACUAAACCUAUGAUUGAGUUACCUGAAAAAGUUCAACCUUUGUUAACUCACUAUAGUGUUUUAUUUCCAGCUGAGUUACCAACUUCCUUACCACCAUUAAGGGAUAUUCAACACUGUCUUGAUUUUAUUCCUGGAGCUUCUCUACCUAAUCAAGCACACUACAGGUUGAGUCCUACUGAGCAUGAGAUUUUGCAAGGUCAAGUGAAUGAUUUACUUCAAAAGGGUUUGAUACGACCUAGCAACAGCCCUUGUGGUAUCCCUGCUUUCUUAGUUAGCAAGAAAGAUGGUGGAUGGAGGAUAUGUCUCGAUUGCAGAACAUUAAAUCAAUUCACAAUUCCUUAUCGAUUUACUAUACCUCGUAUUGAUGACAUGAUAUACUUGCUUUCAGGUUCUAUUAUAUUCACUAAGUUGGACUUACGUAGUGGAUAUCAUCAAAUACGAGUUCGAGAAGGAGAUGAAUGGAAAACAACAUUCAAGACGCGUGAAGGAUUAUAUGAAUGGCUUGUCAUGCCAUUUGGAUUGUCUAACGCACCAAGUACAUUUAUAAGAUUUGUGAAGAAUUUUAGCAGUGUUUUUGCACCCCUAACUGACUGCCUCAAGAAAGAGAAGUUUGAAUGGACAGAAGCAAUGAACAUAAGCUUUAAUACUCUGAAAGAAAAGCUUUGUACUGCACCAAUUCUUGUUUUACCAAAUUUCGACAAACCUUUUGAGAUAGAUUGCGAUGCUUCUAUUAUUGGUAUUGGCGCUGCUCUCAAGCAGUGGCAUACUUAUUUGAUACAUAGAGAAUUUGUUGUCAAUACUGACAACCAUGCACUGAAAUAUUUGAAUACUUCUGCUAAAUUUAACAGGAUGCAUGAUCGAUGGUUAGCUACAAUCAACAAAUAUACUUUCUCUGUGAAGCACAAAAGUGGAAAGUUGAACCAAGUUGCCGAUGCUCUAAGUAGAAGAAGUCAUUUGUUGGUCACAAUCCGUAAUGAGAGUUUUGCAUUUUAUUACAUCAAAGAUAUCUAUCCAGAGGAUGAAGAUUUCAGUAAAUUAUGGAACUUAUGCAGUUCUCAAAGUCAUGAAGUUGAUGAUUUUCUCAAUCAAGAUGGAUUUCUUUUUAAAGGUAAUCGUUUAUGUAUUCCGCAAGGUUUCUUUAUGUUUACAUCUUAUACGUGA